UUUGUUUCAGGAGUCAAGAUAGAAAAAAUACUUCUGGAUGGAGAUACACUUUCAUCAAGCCUUCCUCAUUUAGAAAUGUCGUCUAGUACCGUGAGUCAUGGAUCCCCGAGAGAGCGAGAAGGAACCAGCGAUGCUAUCAACUACCACGCUAGAAAAUCUCCCUCCAUCAAACGAGAGGGUUCAGCCAAGUCAUCGACCCGGUCUCCCGCCUGCAAGCCUUCUUCAAGCAUCCCCCUUCCAGUGAAGUCGCCAAAAUCUUCAUCUUCUGCAAAGACAAUUGGUCACAGUCUCCCACGAUCAUUCAGUAGCAAAUUAUCCAAACCAAGUUCAUCCAUGUUGGGCGCUACCCAAAUCACCAACAAGCACACCCUGGAAAUACAGUUUCUGAACAAGAAGAAGCGGCUGGCUUUAUUGCAGAAGGACCUAGCUGAGAAGCAAAAGCCGGUGCUGGACCUCUAUCAGAACCUUAUUCAGAUCAAGAAGAGGUUGGAAGAGCUGGGAAAAAUUGUCUAUCUCGAGGAAAUGAAGCUGUUGCCUUACAACGAACAACGUCAAAACGUCGAGCUCGGAGAUGGAGCUGGAGAAAGUACUUCCCCGGAAAUUAUACUAGAAAUGCAGACGUCAAUGGAGCAGAUACCAAGGACGCUGAUGGAGAUCUGCAAGAACCUGCUCGGUAGAAGAAACGUCAUUGUCGACCUCCUCGAGAGCAUCGUCAAGUCUGAAGUGGAUGUAAGCGAUCUCACUGACCAGAUAGAAGCACUGAAAACUGAAGGAGCUCAGUUGCAAAGCAAUCUGGAUGUUGUUAUCAAAGAACAUCAUAGCAAAAUUAAAGAAGUAGUGAAGAAUUGGCAGUCUUUGAUAAACGAUAAGAAGAGUGUGAAUACUAACACAAAGAUAAGUGAUCUGGAAGAUAGGCUGAAGUUUCAAGAGAAGUUGACAGAGGAUUCGAAUCAACUUAUCCAGGAGCUUCAGAGGAAGCUGGACGAUAAGAGAAGCGGACACGAUAGAUAUGUCGCGGAGCUUAACAAUGUUAUUCAUGGGCUCAAGGAUCAGAUGCAGAAACUAGAACAGGAACUUGAGUAUGAAAGAAAGUCUGCAACAGAUUAUAAAAAUAGGAACAAUACCAAUGCGCAAAAUUCAAAAAUGUUGAGGAAUAAAAUAGCUGAGUUGGAGAACGAAAGGAAAUCGGCUGAAGCUCUUAAUACAGAAUUGAACAGAAAAGUCAGGCUUCUCCAAGACCAAGCAAAGCACAAGGAAGCGCAAUGGAACAAAGAAAAAGAAGAACUGACGAGGAACUUGAAGCAUCAAGAGAACAUGUUGCAGAAAUUGACAGCCGAUAAGAGCACAUUUGAAACAAGGCUGGCUGAGGCGAAAGAACAACGGUUUUUCACUGAAGAGACGUUGCAGAAGAACCUCGAUGAGGUGAGAAAGGAGCUGGAGGAUACCAAAGAGGCUUUAGAGAAAAUGACGGUCGAGAAGAAUGAAGUGACAGAAAAGUGUAAGGAGAUGGAGGAUCAUUUGGCUCGAAUGGGACUUGAGAAUAAAGAAACCAUGGAUAUGGUCAGUAACAGCAUAGUUUGGGGAAAAGAUGCUACUUGUGUUUCGGCUAAAGCUAACGAAUACUCGGAAAGCAUGAUGAAGGAUAUAAUCAUACAGGAGUUCAAAGACAAAAUCAGACGUCUGGAAGAGGAGAAUAAUUUACAUAAAGAGACUAUUGCACUGGUGGAGAGUAAUAAGAAUAAAGUACCCACAGAAACGGAAAAAAAUGUAAUGCUCCAGCAUGAUGUGGUUCUGAGAUACAAACAGUUACUGUUUGAAAGUGAGCAGAAAUUAUCUGAGAAGUCCCAGGAGGUGGGAAAACUUACAUCUGAAAUCAGGCAGCUGAAAGUACGCCAGGAGCACCUCGAAGAACUCAAUCAGAAAUGUCCGACGGAAAAUCUCCAGAAGAUGGUGGAAGAAGGCAGAGCAAAACUGACGGAGCUGAUGAGGAAGUCUCUUGAGAGCGAACAGAAGAUACUCCAUUGCGAGAACGUCAUCGAAAAACAGAGUAAGCAGAUAAAUGAGAUGGAGAAUUUGCUGAGGUACAGGGAAAAUAUGGCGGGAGUGUUGAAAGCAUCNUAUUUUUGA
Leptinotarsa decemlineata (Colorado potato beetle) is the source of this 2127-nucleotide messenger RNA. RefSeq lists its product as uncharacterized. The record is from RefSeq and is a predicted model, not a curated record. NCBI's taxonomy places the organism in Eukaryota, Metazoa, Arthropoda, Insecta, Coleoptera, Chrysomelidae.